AUGCUCUACCACUCACGACUCCUAAUCGUCCUCGUUGCGACCGCCUGCGCGGCGCCCGUGCCCGUCGUCGACGUACCAGACGGACGCGCUCUGCAGUUCCCGGCGCCAGAGGGUGGUGUUGCUCUGCAAGUUCCCGCUCAAGGCAUCAAGCAGCAGAACGGCGGCUUCGAGCCCAGCAACGGUGGCAACGGUGGCUCCUUCGGCGGCGACGAGGAGCAGAACGGCGGCUUCGAGCCCAGCAACGGCGGCAACGGUGGCUCCUUCGGCGGCGACGAGGAGCAGAACGGCGGCUUCGAGCCCAGCAACGGUGGCAACGGUGGCUCCUUCGGCGGCGACGAGGAGCAGAACGGCGGCUUCGAGCCCAGCAACGGCGGCAACGGUGGCUCCUUCGGCGGCGACGAGGAGCAGAACGGCGGCUUCGAGCCCAGCAACGGCGGCAACGGUGGCUCCUUCGGCGGCGACGAGGAGCAGAACGGCGGCUUCGAGCCCAGCAACGGCGGCAACGGUGGCUCCUUCGGAGGCGACGAGGAGCAGAACGGCGGCUUCGAGCCCAGCAACGGCGGCAACGGUGGCUCCUUCGGCGGCGACGAGGAGCAGAACGGCGGCUUCGAGCCCAGCAACGGCGGCAACGGUGGCUCCUUCGGCGGCGACGAGGAGCAGAACGGCGGCUUCGAGCCCAGCAACGGCGGCAACGGUGGCUCCUUCGGCGGCGACGAGGAGCAGAACGGCGGCUUCGAGCCCAGCAACGGCGGCAACGGUGGCUCCUUCGGCGGCGACGAGGACCAGCCGACCAGCCGUUCGCUCCCCGCCACAACUUUGCCUGGCUUCCACCCCAACGUCCCGGGCCUACGCCCGGUGCCACACGUGCCGACUAGCCCCGAGCACGACGAUGUUGCCAGCGCUCUUUUUGCGAGCGCGGCUCUCGUCUCGGGCCACAAUGAGCUAGCGGGCGUCGCACUCGCUGCGCAGGGCCACCCGAUGGCAGGCAUGGCGGCAAUGAUGAUGGGCGACGGUAACGAGGGCGAGCAGGCGGAUGCGACUCCUCCUUCUCCGCCCUCCUCUCCUCGUGGCCUCGUCGCCGCCGCAGACGGCUUCGUGGCUGCCAUCGACAGCCUCGUCGGCGCCGACACGGACGCGACUUCUCGCGGCUACGUACCCAAGAUGACAAACACGAACCCCGGCUUCCACCUGAACGGGCCGGAUGGCGUCGAGCCCGGCUUCGCCUUCAACGGCGUCUGGCAGCCGUCGCAGCAGCAGAGCGGCGCCAAGUGUCCCGACGUCCCCGCGUCGAUGCACACGCUGCAGCUGGCGGAGGACAGCGUCUCGGCCUGCCAGCAGACGUGCCUCAGCUACGCGCAGUACCACAAGUUCUUCUUGGGCUAUGCCGGCCAGGACUUUUGCUGCCAGUACAAGGAGGGUGGCGCGCCCGGCGAGUGCCAGAUCUCCCCGCCGAUUACCGCCACGCACGUCCCCUACCAGCCGGACAGCGAGUACACCGCCUUCUUCUUCCACCCGACGGCGGCUGCCGACGGGGCCUAG
Messenger RNA from Emiliania huxleyi CCMP1516, 1539 nucleotides. RefSeq lists its product as hypothetical. NCBI's taxonomy places the organism in Eukaryota, Haptophyta, Isochrysidales, Noelaerhabdaceae. The record is from RefSeq and is a predicted model, not a curated record. Bases 1 to 1539 code for a protein of 512 amino acids. The transcript has a single exon.